AUGUCCGAAUUGUUGCAGACUGUGGCCGGCAAACCGUUCAUCAUCAUGACGAUACCUGGUUUCCGACCUGAGCUGAAGUCAGUGAUGCUUUACUCCCAUACGGAUGUCGUGCCGACGAUCAGUGGAAAUAUGACCCAUAUUCUGCUUACAAGGACGAAAACGGCGACAUCUACGCUCGGUGGCGCUCAGGACAUGAAAUGCGUUGGGUCACAAUAUUUCGAGGCUAUUCGUCGACAUUUUCAACGUGGCCAGAAUAAAUGGCAAAGGACGAUCCAUAUUGUCUGGGGACCAGAUGAAGAAAUUGCCGGGCCGGAUGGAAUGGCCAAAUUUUGUCAGAUGGAGGAGUUUCGUGAGUUGAACGUCGGUUUCACACUUGAUGAAGGACUCGCCAGUGAGACGGAUACCUACAAAGUCUAUUACGCAGAACGCUGCACAUGGUGGGUAAAAGUCACAUGCUCUGGUUCACCCGGGCACGGGUCAAAGUUUAUCGAGAACACAGCGGUGGAGAAACUGAGACAUGUCAUGAACGAAGCGCUAAAGUACCGUGAAGAACAACGACGUCUCCUAGAAGACAACAGCAGUUUAACACUUGGUGACGUCACGACAUUGAAUUUGACAAUCUUGCAUGGAGGAGUUCAGACGAACGUUCUCCCGGAAAAAUUCGAGGCU
This is a messenger RNA of Ostertagia ostertagi, 669 nucleotides long. Lineage: Eukaryota; Metazoa; Nematoda; Chromadorea; Rhabditida; Trichostrongylidae. The record is from the annotation of a GenBank genome assembly.